AAAAGUUAAAACCAAAAUGACACCUCAACAAAAUUCAACAUUGAUUGAUAACAAUCUUGACGGCUGCUUGCCACUGCCCGAAGAACUUACGCGCUACAGCCCCAUACUGCCACCCAAGGUUGCACAAAAUCUGUACCAGGAUAAACUCAAAAACCACCCCAAGCAUACUUACGCCUCCCGAUAUGAAAAUCUAAAUGCAGUUGUGGGACCAACAGGCCAUCAACACAAAUACAAACAUUACCGCAGUGGGAGUAGCCGCGGAGGACAAAGUCGUCGUAGUCGAUCUAUAUCGUUACAUGGCGUUAAUAGUACAGUGGAACAAGGAAACAAAGAAAUUCCGAUCUGGUUGGAUGACGAACCACGCUAUGUUUCCGGUGUAACGAAUAAAACUACUUGCAAUGACAUUAUCAAAGCCUUGAUUGAUGAUGAAAUUCAAAAUGGCAAUUAUACGUACUGCAAGCGCUCGAAAGAUGGCACAGCAUCGCGUGACUACAGCGAUUACGUUAUAACGGAAAGUUGGCGCGGUAUCGAGCGCAGCUACGAUGGAAACAUGGCGAUUUUGCCAGUGUGGAAAGCCUGGAGCCGUGUACACAAUGAGCUUCGUUUGACUUUAAAACACAGGGAAGAUAUAAAGGAACCACUAAAACAAAUCAAAACAAAAAGCGCCUUUUCCUCUUUAAUAAAGUAUUUAUGGAAAAUUCUCAAAUUUUCAAAGCAAAAUAAAGUGAGUACAAAUAACAUAAAAUCAAGCACAAAAGAAGAUAUCCCAGAUGAGAUAUUAUUCGUUAUAUUGCCUGAUGAAGACUACAAUAGUAAGGAAUAUAAUUCAAAACCAACGAAUAAGUUGGUGAAGCCCUCUACGGAAGAAGAAGCAAACAAAAAUUUCUUAAAAGAAAAACUCUAUCGCCUCUCUGAAACCCGCUCUUCCAUACGUAAACGUCGUUCAAGCAGAAAGCACAAGGCUAAGCAUUUGCUCGAAAGGAAGCGGAACACUUCACAACAGAACAAUAACUGCAUUCGGAGAAGGAAAGACACAGCAACACGCAACUCAAUUAGAAAUAAGCUGGCUCAAAAAACAUCUGAAAUGAACGAACUUUACCAACGAGAGUACGCACUUACCAGGCAGCUCACCAGCAAGUGUAAACUCUAUAAAUUGCAAAAUGAACUUUACACCAACACUGAACGACAACUGGAUCUUUCGGUUGGAGAGAUACAAAAAAAUAUUGAGAAUUAUGCCAAGGAUAUAAUACGUACCGAGCAUGAGCUUCUCGCAAUAAAAAACGAAAUUCAGCAGGAUAUUUCAUUAAUUAAUAAUCUGAAACGCCUGACACUUGACCCAGAGACAACAGCGGAAGUAGAAACUGAAGCAGAAGGCGAUGUUAAUAAAGGUGACGCACUCACUGAUAAGCGAAGUCUUCAAGUUGCUAAAAUGGAAGAAUGCGAAGAGCAAAUGAAAUUCGUUGACAACAUUUACGAGUUUUGCGAUAACAACGCGAGUAUGUUAGUCUAGAUCUAAAAUUUUCCUUCGUUAAGUUUAAAAAGUUAAAUAUUAUAUAAAUAUAUGCUAAUUUACUAUAUUAGAAGCAGAAAGAACUGAU
Messenger RNA from Teleopsis dalmanni, 1598 nucleotides. RefSeq names its product ras association domain-containing protein 10 (gene meru). The transcript is spliced from 4 exons. The record is from RefSeq and is a predicted model, not a curated record. Lineage: Eukaryota; Metazoa; Arthropoda; Insecta; Diptera; Diopsidae. Bases 17 to 1510 code for a protein of 497 amino acids.